This is a messenger RNA of Coccidioides immitis RS, 1419 nucleotides long. RefSeq lists its product as uncharacterized. The transcript is spliced from 2 exons. Bases 470 to 1279 code for a protein of 269 amino acids. The record is from RefSeq and is a predicted model, not a curated record. Lineage: Eukaryota; Fungi; Ascomycota; Eurotiomycetes; Onygenales; Onygenaceae. Gene Ontology annotation, molecular function: catalytic activity.
UGUCUUUUCAAGGCAUAGGUUUGGAGAUGUCCUUUCUGUGGAAUUUUCAGUGGGAGCUUAAAUAAGUCAUCCUUUGCGUUAAAGAAAACGCUGAAUAAGUAGCCAUCGAAUACCGAAACAAAAGCCCAAAGACAUACCACCAACAGCGACUCAGGGCCUCGCAGAGCAAGCAGAAAAGUUUCUGUCAUCUCAGGUCAGCCAUGCCAAGCCAGAAUUCAGCAUGUGGGAUUUAGACCGGGCAGGGUCCAAUCCAAGCCUAGUGCUCUUUGCAGAACAAAUACAUCUAACGAACGGUCUUGUGGGCAAGAAAAGCAGCAUACAAGAUUUCCGGAGUGGGCGCAUGCUAAACUGAAGUCAAACAGGCCUUCUCCGUACUAACUUGGGUGGUAGAUUAACUAGGAAGCGUUAAUACAAGAUUCCGUCCAGAGUACUUUGCCUAGAGCCUCUGUUCGAAGUUUCUGUUUUCGAUAUGGCGGAUAAUGACCCUCCAGUCGGCUUUCACCUUAUCUCUACCCUUUGCUAUGACCCUGCUCUCGCAACUCUGCGCUCGUCCAACAAUUCUGCCUACUACCUGCUCCCUUACCACUAUGACCGCUUACUAUCCGCUGCAACCGACUUUCAGUGGACAAAAGCAGUGUCCCGCCUGCGAGAGUGCGGGCACGGGGGCCUCUUGAAGCUCUUCGACCAGAAGAUCCCUUCGCAAUCGCAGCGGUGGCGGAUGCGGAUCCUGCUUGACCAGGAAGGUGAUAUUAAAGCCGAAUUCACACCACUGACAGCACCUCUGCCAGGCGCUCUCUUUCUGCCCACCCUCGAUGGACCAUCUCAUCCAUUCUCGUCCGCACCUUCAUAUCAGUCCUGGGUUCUCAGGCUAGACUCACAGCCCACACAACCCUCCCUUUUCACACGACACAAGACUACCCAGCGUGAAUUGUACGACGCCGCACGGAAGCGGGCAGGAAUCAAGUCGCCCCAGCAGACAGUUGAGGUACUACUAUACAGUCCAUCGGGAGAAGUGAUGGAAGGGAGUAUUACGACUCCGUACUUCAGGCGGAGCCGGAUCCACUCUGGCCGCCAUGGGCACGGACAGGAACUGGAAGAGGUGUGGGUUACGCCGCCGUUGAGCAGUGGAGGAAACGCGGGUACAACGCGUCGGUAUGCUUUGGAAGAAGGACUAUGUGUUGAAGAAGUUGUUGGGGUCGAUGAUCUGGUCGAUGGCGAAGAGGUUUGGUUAAGCAAUGGCGUGCGGGGCUUCAUCAGAGCCGUUCUCGAGCUUGGAUGAUCCAGCUACACAUACGGAGUACACAGUGCUUACAUAUAUUUAACCAUGGAGGACUAUGGAUACAUACAUACAUCUGCAUUGGAGCACACACGUGUAUAAAUCAAGGCCCCUUUCUUGUAUGCUUUCACCUUAUAGAUACA